CCAGAACAUUUUGCAGAAUCAAUUUUCAGUAUCACAAUCUUUUUCAUAUCUGUUUAAAUGUUCGUAAGCUGAGCGGAGAUUCAUCCUCAAAUUUCCUCCACAGACAGUCGAACGAGAAGACAAUAAUAAGAAUAGAGUGGAGUGAAGAAAGUCUUCAUCUUUACUUCUAAAGGAAAAGAAAAUGGCAGGCCAGAAAAGGGUCCUCUUGUUGUGCGGAGACUAUGUCGAGGAUUACGAGGUGAUGGUUCCAUUCCAAGCGCUGUUGGCAUAUGGGCUGUCAGUCGACGCAGUUUGCCCUGGAAAGAAAGCCGGUGACAUAUGUCGGACUGCAAUCCAUGACUCUCUUGGCCACCAGACAUAUUCUGAGUCCAGGGGACAUAAUUUUGCGCUCAAUGCAACUUUCGACGAAGUAGAUGCCAGCAAAUAUGAUGGACUGGUCAUACCAGGAGGACGUGCUCCUGAAUAUCUUGCAAUGAAUGGAUCUGUUAUAGAUUUGGUUAAGAAAUUUGAAGACUUGAGAAAGCCAAUUGCAUCUAUCUGCCACGGACAAUUGAUUUUGGCUGCGGCUGGUUCAGUUAAAGGCCGGAAGUGUACUGCUUAUCCUGCUGUUAAACCUGCACUCAUUGCUGCAGGUGCUCAUUGGGUAGAACCGGAGAGCAUGGCCUUCUGCACCAGUGAUGGGAACCUCAUAACUGGGGCUACGUAUGAAGGACAUCCAGAGUUCAUUCGGCUUUUUAUCAAGGCACUCGGAGCCAAGAUAUCUGGUUCUGGCAAGCGAGUUCUGUUCCUCUGUGGGGACUACAUGGAAGACUAUGAGGUGAUGGUUCCAUUUCAGUCUCUUCAAGCUCUUGAGUGUCAUGUUGAUGCCAUUUGCCCAGGAAAAAAAACGGGUGAUUUAUGCCCCACAGCUGUUCAUGACUUUGAAGGUGACCAGACCUAUAGCGAGAAGCCAGGCCACAAUUUUACCCUAACUGCUGAUUUUGAAGGUGUGGAUGCCUCAAGCUAUGAUGGACUGGUGAUACCUGGGGGUCGUGCGCCGGAGUACUUGGCAUUGGAUGAGAAGGUUAUUCAGUUGGUAAAGGAAUUUAUGGAAUCAGCCAAGCCGGUAGCUUCCAUCUGCCAUGGACAACAGAUUUUAUCUGCUGCUGGUGUUUUGAAGGGCAAGAAGUGUACUGCAUACCCUGCUGUGAAACUUAACGUUGUUCUUGCUGGGGCAACGUGGUUGGAGCCCGACCCAAUCCAUCGAUGCUUCACUGAUGGAAACCUGGUGACAGGUGCUGCCUGGCCUGGCCACCCUGAAUUCGUGGCUCAAUUUAUGGCGCUUCUUGGCCUGAGCGUGUCGUUUUAGUUGUGUUCUUUUUCGUUAUUUUCAUUACUGCAGGCGAAAGACUACAUACAAUCAUAGAUGGUGUUUGUACCUUUAUCGCACUCGUUAGCACUCUCGUGUUCUACGUUUUCGACGGAUGUCUUUUGUAUGUAUGCAGACAGUAAAAAAAAUAAAAAGUAGACUUGGUUCCUGACUCGUUACUGAAGAA
Sesamum indicum (sesame) is the source of this 1535-nucleotide messenger RNA. RefSeq names its product Class I glutamine amidotransferase-like superfamily protein (gene DJ1D). The record is from RefSeq and is a predicted model, not a curated record. NCBI's taxonomy places the organism in Eukaryota, Viridiplantae, Streptophyta, Magnoliopsida, Lamiales, Pedaliaceae.